UUGCUCCCUUUCUUUACGGUCUACUCUGCUGGAGGACAGUGACGGAGGAGGGUGGAGUCCACCUCUAUGUGUCUUUUCGGACAAAACAACCCAUGUCACAGCACUGAACCGUCCUGGAACACGUAGUACUCUCCGAAAUUUUCCUGCCUCGACAAAUAAAUGCUCAGCAUAGGCAUCAGAGAAAUAAAACACGCGAAAAACAAGGACCAUUUUGCAAACGGAAACAAAAGCGCAUUGGCCAUACAGCGCACGGAGCCUCUCAAUGCAUACCCUCUGUGCCCGAGGAACGAUGAAACCAGAGAUAAACGCCGCCGUCGGGUUUCUGUCGAGAUUCCUGCGGAUUAAAGGACAUGUGAACGACAGACAGCUCCAGACGUUUAGCCAGACUCUACAGGACAUCCUGGCAGAGCAAUACAAGCACCACUGGUUCCCAGACCGUCCCAACAAAGGUUCUGGGUAUCGCUGCAUACGCAUCAACCACAAGAUGGACCCUCUGGUGGGACAGGCCGGCCAGCGCAUUGGCCUGAGCAUCCAGCAACUCUACCUGCUGCUUCCCAGUGAGCUUACAUUGUGGGUCGACCCAUUCGAAGUGUCCUACCGCAUCGGAGAGGACGGCUCGAUCUGCGUGCUCUACGAGUCCCACCCCAGCACCAACGGAAACCCCAGCGUCACCACUGGAAAUGGCAACCCCGCCUCCUCUGUCACCCAGGUAUCCCCGAUGGUGGACAGUCACAUCAGCUGUAAGGAGGAACUACUGGUUUUGGGUCAUACCAGCCCUGCUAAACCCUACAUGAUGACUGUGUCCAGCUAAAUGGGUCACAGAAGUCAUUUUUCAAACAUAAAAAAAGAGAAAGGAGAAGGAGAAGAAGAAGAAGAAGAAAAAAAACAGGAUGUGUCCUAUCAUCCAGGUGAUGGAAACCUCGUAGGUUUAAUUUUCACUCGUUUGGUUGUCUGUUAUUGUGUUGGAUCUACCAGAGGCUUGACCCUGGGGCAGCUAAUGAAGACCUGAAACAUCGCCCGGCCCCCCAGCUCACAGAGACUGGCCCACUCCCACGUCGGCGGUCCUGGGGGGGCUGUUUCCACCAUCGUCUGCCGAUGUUGACUUUGCACUUUCGCUUUCACUGUUUGUUAUCACUUAAACGCAAACUCCCUCUAAAAUGUUAAGGAAUUAUUUUCAGAAUCCUGUUUUAUCAUUUCACCGUUCACUGUCGAACUGAAGCCCAGACCUGCUGGCAGCCAUUCCGGACCAGAGUAUCCGCUACAAGCCUCUUUUUUUUUUAUUUUUUUAAACCUCACUUUUUUUGGACCACAAAGCGGUACUUUUGUCUCUUUUCUCGGUGUCUGGUAUGCAACCAGGCCUUAUUUUGAGCUUCAGGUCGACAUGAACCGGUUUCAAACAGCCUCCAUCCUGUACACUGCCGCGGUGGAAUACCUGUGUCAUACUGUUACCCGCGCUAGCCGUGGAUGGCACUGUGACGCAGACGUUCUCAUGCUUGUAGCUUUUUCUAGGGGCUCCCUCCUGGAUGAAUGUAAUUUCUAACAAAAAAGAGAGAAAAAAAAAAAAUCUAAUGCAGACAAAACAUUUGAAUUAUUUAAGCCCCUCGUCAUACCAAAAUGAAAGAUGUAGCAAAGUAUUUUUUUUUUUUACUUUGAGCAGAUGUGGUCUUUACUUUCUGCCUGAUUUAGAAAGGACGUUGAAUGCACUUUGACAUUUUAGACUGUGUGUGACGUUUCGAUUCGACCUAGCUGCAUUCCAUCGCGUACCUCCUCAUUCAGUUGUCACAGAGCAACGUGGUUGCAAUAUUUCUGAAGGUGAGAGAGACAUUUCAAUCCUGGAUUGAUCUCUCUCUCUCUCUUUUAUCCUUUCGAAUGACUGAUUCAGGCUGUUAGAGAUUAGUUCUCCAUCUAUUGGACUCCAUUUAAGGCCAGUACAUGGCAAGAGUCAACAGACCAGCAAGAAACGGCAUCAAAAAACAGACCAAUGUUGCCCAUCUUCUCGCAGAAUCGCAGGGCCAGUGAUGCUCGCUUGUUACAGAGGGUCUCCCGAUGCACUUUCCAGCCAGUCGUCACCGGUCUCAGUCUUAACUAGGAGUGCGCCGUCAAAACAUAUCACCUCCCUCCCUAAGCCUGUCGAAGGAGGGGGUAGGACCCUCACAUCAGGGCAGCUACAAUCCUCUCCGGCCCCCUUCUCGCAGUCUGCAGGAGAGUUUUUAUGCCAGCACACAUACCGAGCGCACUCCAAAACCUACUGAGCCUUACGUACAGGGCCGAGUAGGGACGGGGAGAGACAUACGGUGUGCUCCUGGUUCUGGACGAUUCUGUUUACAUUGGCGUGAGUGGGCGGAAAUAAGCUGGUUGCAGGCUUUGUGUGCGACAGACUGCUCUUGCCUUAGCCGCUAAACUGCAGAGACAAGGUGCUGAUUAUCAGUCCUAUGUGUGCUACUACUUUCGACCCUAGAGGACCAUGGGUAACGCCGGGUUGUCGAUGCACUGUCGUCCCUUUCUGUGUUGUUUUGGUCUAUUUUAGAGAGGCAGAAAGGCGUUUUUAAAUUAAAUUUUAAGUACGGGUCGAACCUUGAUAUUUGGACUCAGUUCGCCAUCCCACCCUUCUGAAUGCUUUGAACUCUGAGAGGCGGCCCCCUUUGCCUGAUGGUUUUAAUAUUAAAGCUUUUUAACCUCAUUCUGGUGAUCGUAACCAAGUUGGAACAGACAAAUCGAGUGCUUUUUAGAUCUGCAGCUUUUAAACUGCUUCAAACUACUUUACCCCCUCCCCCACCUCCACUGAAAUAACAUCAGCAAACCAUUUCCACUCUCCGUUUCAGUUCGGUAAGCAUUUGCACACAAGUUUUAAGUAUCGUCGUGAGUCUAAACUCAAGUCUACUCUGAGGCAAGAGCACAUGAAAUGCACUAAUAGGUUAAACAUUGAAGUUGUGUGACUUUGAGACCGAUGUGUCUUGAUUGGAAUGUAUUGCCAAGCUUAGGCCACAGACAUUCAUUGAAACUCUUAUGGAUGUGCAGGUUAAAAUGUGAAAAACAGAAGGGAAUUAUUCGGUUGGGAAUUUUGUCGAUCAUUUCAGAAGUGAUUCACGUUAUUGCCACUUUCGCAUCUGAGGUGGUUCCAUAUUUGUAGAAUGUAUUGUUAUUGUACAACAUAUAGUAGAGUAAGUACAUAACCAUACAUAUGGGAAGUGCCAAUAAUUUAUAUUUUGCUGUGUGUAGACGUGUUCCUUUUUGUAUUUCAUAUUUUAACAUGAAUUCCUCUUUCAUAAGUGAAGCCAUUUGUGUUAGGAGUGUUGGAGAGGACCAAAGUUGUUUUGGUAAAAAAAAAAUAUAUAUAUUGAUCAGUUUCCAUGCUCUGUGCUGAUAGACUUUCCUUGUUUUUUCCCUCUUAUCUUUUCUUUCUUUCUUUCUUUUUUUAAAAAAAAAAAAAAGAAAAAGAAAAAAUUCUGAGCAACCCAAGAUAAAGCUGUCUGUAUCUUGUGAUUUUUUCUGUCUGUACAUCUCUUGUGUUCAUUCUUUUUCCUCAUUCUUGGGUAUGUUGUGAUGAACUGCUGUAAAUUUGUACAGUUCAUGUAAAUUGAUUGUGCGGAAGUUGUACAGAUUUCUAUAUUUUGGAAGAAAAGUUUUUUUUCUCUGUAAUAAAAGAUUUCCUAUCUUGGCAA
Molecule: messenger RNA, 3662 nt
Organism: Sinocyclocheilus anshuiensis
Lineage: Eukaryota; Metazoa; Chordata; Actinopteri; Cypriniformes; Cyprinidae
Product: protein BTG1-like
Exons: 2
Coding region: 263-811 (182 amino acids)
Biological process (GO): negative regulation of cell population proliferation
Cellular component (GO): cytoplasm; nucleus
Source: RefSeq, a predicted model, not a curated record